UAGAAUGAUGGGAAUCUUGUGUUCAGUAUCACUUGUUGAGUGCUUAUUCUCAUUAGGGAAUAGGGAAUCUUCAAGGGAUUGAGGUGAAACUGGAUGGAUGUUAUUUUUCCACACACAACUUGCCAGAACUGAAAACAAUAUUCAUUCAAAGGACAUUAUCUCCAUACUUUGGGCCCUUUAUCUUAAUUAAUGUGAGACUGCAUGUGAGUUGUAAGAAAUGCACAAACCUUGACCUGGUUUAUAUGACUACUGAAGGAAGAUGUAGUCGAACGAUCAAGGCAUGAGAAUUAAAAAUUUUCCAACUUGAAUCCAGUUAUUCAUGAUGAAUUGGAAGGAAAAUUCUGAAGGUAAUCUUUGCUCAGAGAAGUAGUUGCAUCACUUGGACUAAUUAGAUUGAUCUAUUGUUCCGUAUGAUGAGUUUGUGGACUAUUCUACAUUCACCAGUUUGUGUACUUUAAUUUAUUUUUGAAAAUAAUAUUGACUUCUGCAGUAUGACAACAAAGUCAGUUUAUCUGAAGUCGACCUGUGCUGGGUUUUUACUUGGCCUCUCUCUACCCGUUGUCAUAUAUCUUUUCUACCAAAGCAGUGAAAAUGAGAGAUUUCUUCUUCCUCGACCGUCUGUUGUGGAAGGCACCACAUCCGGACAAUCUUCCGUAAAGAAGACUUCCUCAGCAGUGACGCAGAAAGAUGAAUAUGAAGCCAGCAGCAUCUUUUCAAAAGGAGACGAUAAUUUGUUCAUGGCAGAGCAGGAGCGCAAGGUAUCCAUCAAGAAUCCUGCGGAUGGACUCACAAACUGUCCAAAAAACUCUGACAGGGCCACUGUCAGAAGGUUGAACUGUCGACAGAGACUGCCUAAUGUCAUAGGGCUUGGUGUGCAAAAGUGCGGAACAGGUGCCUUGGCAUUUUUCCUAGCAAGUCAUCCAAAUAUCGCUCACGCCAAACCAGCUGAGGUUCAUUUCUGGACAAAGUAUCCCGACCGAGGCCUUGGUUGGUAUAAAAAGCAGAUGCCCAUCUCCUCAAAGUACCAACUAACAAUGGAGAAAUCACCCAGCUAUUGGAGAGUUGAAGGUGUACCUCAGAUGAUGAAGCGCAAAAUGCCUCCAGAGACCAAGUUCAUUGUGGCCAUACGUGACCCAGUGAUCCGAGCAGUCUCUGGCUAUUUACAUGAGCUGCUAACAGGUACAGCAUCACGCUUCAUUGACCGCCCACUCCAGCCAGGUAAACCGGUAAAAGUUCACACAUUCUUGAAUGAUACUUUCGAAUCUACAGUCAUACGACCCGACGGUAAGCUCAUGUACUACAACUCCAUCAUCGACAACGGUAUCUACGUCAAGCGCUUCCAAGAUUGGUUGAGCGUAUUUCCCCGCGAUCACUUCCUUGUCGUGGACGGCAGCGAGUUGACGGCGAAUCCUUUGCCAGUUCUCCAAGAGGUUGAGGUGUUUCUCGGGCUUCCGAAGUAUUUUGAUGAAUCGAAGGUUUACUUCAAUGCAUCCAAGGGGUUUUAUUGCUUACAUGAUGAGAAGAAGGAAUGCAUGGGACAGGGGAAAGGGAGGAAGCAUCCCGAGAUGAGUGCUGAACUAGAGCAAAGAUUGAGAGAGUUUUAUCACCCGUAUAAUUUAGAGAUGGAAAAACUGGUUGGAAGAACAUUUUCAUGGGCGUGACAAACACUGAAAAAGACAUUCAUAAACACCCCACCCCCUCUCUCUCCUCUCACUUUAUUUUCUAUAAUCAUUCUUAUGUUUCAUUCUUGGUUUCCCUUUUUUUCAAGCCUUUGAGGCUUUUUGGGAUACCUUUUUCUUUCAUUAUUUUUUUUAAAAUCUCAAUGUUUCAUGAUUAUAUUUAUGUUCAAAAUAAUGUAUGAUAUUUGUAUGUUUUCACUUGUAUAUAUUAUUGAAAGAAAUAAAUGAGAUUAUUUCCACUCUCCCUCAAUCAAUGAAACUUUCCCUUUCACUUCUUACUCUCCCUCUACCUCCCCUCUCGAUCCUCUCUUGACCCCCCCCUCUCGAUCCCCUCUCCUACCUGCACCCUUCAUUGCCAAUCUCCCCCCUCCCCCUCUCUCUUAGACUUCUUGUAUUCAUGCACAAGUAUUAAAUUAUUUCAAUGCUGCAGGUGAUGUGUAUUGUGACCAGUCAAAUGCAGAGCCAUGCAAUAUAGAAGACCAAUGUUUGUUUUGUGAAGCAUUUAUGUUGUCGAUGAAAUUUGUUUACUGUAAGAUUUGCAAUAAAUAUAAGCAUACGAGAACCAUCUUCAAAUGAAAUCAUCGGGUGUGCUGUGCCAAUACGAACGAAAGUAAUUCUUUUUAUCAUCACAGCUAUAUAAUUUCAAGCAUUCCAUUUUACAUAAAAUAGAAUACAAAAUAAAUGAGUUUGUGACAUAUUUCGCUCAUCUACAUAAAGACCAUGAUGUGCAUGUAUGAAACUUAUUUUGCGAAAAUAGGCGAAUCUUGCAAUGUCAUAAUCUUUCUCAAGUUACUAUGUUUAUUAUAAUUCAGUAAUAAGACUAAAUAUUUAUAACUAGGAGUAAAUGUACUUAUGUAUUAAUAUUUUGAGGAUGAUGAUUAAAAGUCUCUGAUUUUCUUGGUAUAACCCUUUUUUUGCUAUUUUAAUGUUAACAAAUGAUGUAAUGUUGGAUUGUGCAAUGUUACUGAAGACAAAUGAUUUCCUUAUUGUUCAUUGUUUUAAUGAUAUUCUUUUAUGUGUGCUAUGAUUGUUUGAUUUUCAGCAUACUUAAACAUCUAAGGUCUGGUAUCUAUUUAGAUACUAAAUCACUGGCAAACUUUAAUGUAAAGGAAAUGCAGAAACAAUUCUUGUGUUGUUUCAUAGUGAUAUGUUUUUUCAAUCAAUGAAGUAUUCCUUCUACUCCACUUCUACUUGAUAUGACAAAGUUUUUAUGUACAGGAUUAGAUAUUUGAAAAAUAAAGUUUGAAAGACUGUACGAUUUGUGUUGGCAUUCAGUAUGUUAUUUGUCAUAGAUGGAAUACAUCAUUUUCAAAUUAACCCUGAAAAGACUCUGUUUGAAACUGAGAAAGUAAGCUUCCUUAUGAAAGAAAUGUAUAACAUAUGCAAAUCACAAUAAAAUGAUUUUUUUUUCAUGUGCAUUCAAAGUAAAUUAUCUUUCUUUAAUUUCAGUGUAUUGCAAAUAAUACAACAAUCACAUAAAAUCACAUUUCAUGCCUACUAACUUUAAAUGAAUUUAGUAAAUAAUUCAUAUCAAAGCUGCUCAAUUGAAUUACUUUGAAUACUUCUAAUUAUAAAUACUUAAGGUACUAUUAUGUACAAUCAAUUUACAAUAGCUAUGAAAUAAAUAUAAAUGCUUAAAGGUUAAGUCCAUGACUGUCCACCCCAGGAAAAUGUUUAUUUG
Messenger RNA from Lytechinus variegatus (green sea urchin), 3360 nucleotides. RefSeq names its product heparan sulfate glucosamine 3-O-sulfotransferase 1-like. Gene Ontology annotation, molecular function: [heparan sulfate]-glucosamine 3-sulfotransferase activity. Bases 492 to 1661 code for a protein of 389 amino acids. The record is from RefSeq and is a predicted model, not a curated record. Lineage: Eukaryota; Metazoa; Echinodermata; Echinoidea; Temnopleuroida; Toxopneustidae. The transcript is spliced from 2 exons.